GUUCUGGAAGGCUUCCUUCAACAGCUACCGCCCCGUUUCCUGGUUUUUCCUUUCCGUUUCAACAACAACUACCGCCCCCGGUUUUCAUGAACUUUAUCUAUUCUACGCUGUCUUCACAUCUUCGGUAUUUCUCCUUUACUCCGCCCAGAGAUCCGCAAGCAAGAGAGAGAGAGAGGAGAUAUGUCGAUGCCGGCCCGGAGCGACGUUCAUCUGCCACCGGAGGAGGCGGCGAAGAUAGAGGCGGAGGCGCGGGCGUAUUUCCAAGGGAUCGCCCCCAAGCGCCACUCCAAGCCCUCUCGGAGUGAAUACUCCCCCGUCUAUUCCGACGCCCUGACCCCUUCUGAUGAAGAUUCCAUCCCCGAGCUCGACAAGCUCCGAGAUCUCCAGGCCGAUCCCCAGAAACUGGUUUGCGAUGGUGGUGAGGUGGUAGAGGAAUUCGUGGAGACAGAGUAUUACAAGGAAUUGAAUUGCAUCGACAAGCAACACCACACGACUGGAACAGGGUUCAUCAAGAUAGAGAAAUCCAAUGGCAGCUGCAUUGAUCUUGGACCAGUCUCCCCUGCAUCUGGCCGCAACGUGUCCUGCAAGGGAAAUCCAGCAACAAAUGAAUGGAUUCCAUCUGCUGACACGGUGGCUCCAAUCUCUAACAAACCUAAUAGGAGUGAUGUAUGACUUGUUUAAUUAUGGAUCCCUAUCGUCAAGAGAUCUCUUCCAGCAAUUUGGCAUGGCAUUCUAUAAAUACUUGAGUGCAAGUGACAUUUCUGUCAGUUAGUUCGUGUGCAACUAAGAUUUGUCAGUUUUGUUCUCUAAAUAUGAAUAUGAGCUGGAACAGUUCAAUUUUAGCAGCAUGGUGUACUGCAAUCUUUCCAUUGUCAUGCAGCUUGUUCAGGG
Molecule: messenger RNA, 891 nt
Organism: Elaeis guineensis (African oil palm)
Lineage: Eukaryota; Viridiplantae; Streptophyta; Magnoliopsida; Arecales; Arecaceae
Source: RefSeq, a predicted model, not a curated record